AAUUUCGAGGCAGUGGAGAGGCUCCUUCAUUGCUUACUCGGCAAGCGGCAGUCGGCGCUAUCAAAUUACAGUCGCCGGCGGCACUGAGCGAGCAGCACGUUUCACCGUCUUCGAGAAUUUGUAACCUCUAGAAUUACAUAUUUGGCGAAGCGCAAUUCACUCGAAUUCGUCUUUCUUUUGGGCUUGUAUGUGAAGAAGAUUUGUAAUGCAGAACUGAAGGAGGUGUGAAGUGUCAGGUGUCGCUCAGCUUACCGUGACAAUAAUGCAGACCUGGAGAGCUGCUACUAUUAGAUUCUAUAUUGCAUAGGAAUUCAUCUUUUGUGUGGAUAAUAAUGGAUGACAAUAUGGGAGACGUCUUUUGGCUGGAGGAGCCCAGUGGACAACCACCUUGGAUGAAAAGCAAGAGAAGGGCUAAGAAAAGAAAAUUAGAGUUUGUUGGGUGGGGAUCUAGGCCAUUAAUUGAAUUUCUUGAAGCAAUAGGUCAGGAUACAACAAAGAAGCACUCUCAACAUGAGGUGGCAUCAUUGAUAUCCAAGUAUAUAAAGGACAACAAUCUUGCAAGUGCAGCAAAGAAGAAGAAAGUCCUGUGUGAUGAAAGACUUUAUUAUAUUUUUGGGAAGAAGUCCAUUCCUCGAAUAAAAAUACCUCAGAUGCUGAAAGAGCACUUUGCUGAAACCCAUAGUGAUUCUGAUAGUGACAUGCUAGAUACUUCGGAAGAAGAAGAUCAUAAGAACAAUGCCACUUCCCAGAAGCAGUUUCUGAGACCUCCUCGAAACUGCUUUGCUGCUAUUGUUCCUGAAAAUAUUAAAUUGAUUUAUCUAAAGAGAAGUUUAAUUCAGGAGCUACUCAAGGUUCCUGAAAGCAUUGAGUAUAAAAUAACGGGAAGCUUUAUUAGGAUGAAAUCUGAUCCCAAUGACAUAUAUCAAAAGAACCGCUUCCAGCUUCAACUAGUCACAGGUGUAGUGAAGGUUCCUGGAACAGGCGAUACUGGUGUUGAAAUCCACCUAAGAGUUUCAAACUUCUUUAAGGAAAUUCCUAUUUCCCAACUUUCUGAUGAUAACUUUUCUGAGGAGGAACUUGAGGAUUUGAAGGAUAGAGUAAAAGCUGGCUUGCUUAAAAAGAUGACUGUUAGCGAACUGGAAUUGAAGGCCAAAAUGUUGCAUGUUGAUAUAACAAAUCAUAGGAUUGAGAAAGAACUUGCUGUGUUACCAAAUCUCAUUGAUCGUGCCAAUGAAAAAGGAUGGAGAAAAGAAUUCUUUGAGCAUCGAGAAAGAAAGAAGUUGCUAGAGACACCAUCAGAGAGAGAAAAACUAUUGAAGAAGAUUCCAGAAGUGAUUGCUGAAGAAGAACCUAAGAAGGCACUAGUUGUCCCUUCUGAGACACCAGAGAGGGAAUCCCCUCCAGCAUCAACUGUCGGGGGUAGUUCAAAUCUCCCCAGUGCAGAUGCUCUCAAAGUUCGAAUUGGGGAUCCCAACAGCUCUGUGCCUGAUAACAAUUCUAAUGAUGCUCUUAAAGUUCGAACUGGCGAAGCCAAUAGCUCUGUGCUCAUCAACAAUACCAACACCAAUACCAACGAUGCUCUCGGGGUCCCAAUUGGAGAUGUCAACAGCUCUAUGCUCGUAAACAAUGUGAACGGAUAUAUGAUAUCCUUCGAGUCUCCCAAGCAGAUGAACCAAAUGGUGAUUCCCAGAGAAACAAUGCCAGAAAUCGCGGGUAACGUCGUCAACGGCACGAUCAGGGUGAUGCAGUCACCAAUUGAUCGAAAUUUCAUGCAACAAGAAACAAUGCUCGCCGUCGAUAAAACCACCCCUCAAGAGAAGCCUCCGACGACGAAACCGGCAGCUCAACCGGAAACUAUAGAGUUGAUAGAAUCAAGCGACGAGUGCAGCCAAGAUGAUGCUAUAUGGCACUACUUUGAUCCCCAAGGGGACACUCAAGGACCAUUCACACUUACCUCGUUGAAAAGGUGGAACGAUUCAAAUUACUUCCAUCCAGGUUUUAUGAUCUGGCGACGUGGAGAUACCUCCGAUAAUGCAGUUCUGUUGGCUGAUGUUCUUCGCCGGCGUAAUGAUUCGUAGAUAGAUCUAAAAACACCUAACAUGAACACUGAAACCAUGUGUGCUUUGAUGCUCAAUUAGAGGAAGAGACGGAAUUCGUAGUCAAUAAGCUCCUACUAUAUAUGCUCCUAUGAUUUAGACCUAAUUGCAAUUUGCAUGCUUAAGAGGAAGCUAGAAGUCUUGCAGAAAUCUAAAAUGUGAGCAAAUUUGGAGAAAAAGUGAAGUUCCUCUGAAGAACUAGCAUAACAGUUCUAAUCAAUCACAGGUUUGGAGAAGAAUUUGGAGGUCGGUUGAUUCAAUCGCCUGUGAGCCUAUCUAAACUUUGUUAAUGUUGAUAAAUAUUAUUCAACACAAGCAGAGAACAUCGCCAUACAUAUUGAAACCAAACUCUAGCAGAUGGUGGAGAACUGGAGAUGGAAGAGAAUGCAUGUAUAUCUCACAUAUUCUUUUUUAUUUUUGUGAUAUAUGAAGGUUUUCGUGACGAAAUAUGGAAGAAUUUC
Messenger RNA from Andrographis paniculata, 2557 nucleotides. RefSeq lists its product as uncharacterized. Bases 333 to 2078 code for a protein of 581 amino acids. The record is from RefSeq and is a predicted model, not a curated record. Gene Ontology annotation, molecular function: protein binding; DNA binding. The transcript has 13 exons. Lineage: Eukaryota; Viridiplantae; Streptophyta; Magnoliopsida; Lamiales; Acanthaceae.